AUGUUCUUCUCCCCGCGCAAGGGCAAGAAGCAACGUCUGUGCGAGCACGACAUGCCACGCACCGUGGGAUUGGAUGCACUGACGUUGGAGGGAGAAAUCGUAGCAACAUUGUGGGCCCCAGUUUUCAACCGGGCUGCAGUCAACGGGCAAGCAUGCGGCAGCGAGAAAGAAGCAGAAGUAUCUGCUGCCAAAGCAUUUCUCGCCCAACCAGACAUCAUUCAGGCUGCAGCUGCGUUGCCGCCUGCGCUUUGGGUGCAGAGACGCUGCGCAAAGGAUGCGCUUCAACCUGCGCCAAAGCCAGCGCCCCUGCAGAUCCAGGGAACGGCGUGCUUGCAGCAAGUGAAGCACACGGUGUUUGAUUUCGAGCAGGCAAUCUUCAGGGUCCACAUCUUUCACCAGAUGACUGGCCAAGUGCCAAAUAUGGCUCGAUUUUACUCUUUGCCAGAGCGUGAGCAAAUCAAUUGCUUAAAGAUGCUCAACGAGACGAAGCAUGCCUACGAUACCAGCACCGGCCGCUUGGUGCCAAGUGCUGCUGGCAUUUCUUGGACAGCCUGCGUGUUGGGAGGACUGGAGACGAUGACCGAGCUGCACAGCGUGUUUUCGGGCCUGAAGGCAUACAACAUGCAGCUGAGCGUCAUGACGGAAGGCACUGUGGGGGCGUGCCGCUUCGUCCUUGAACAAGGGGGGCUUCUGCAGUACUUUGACCAUGUCUUUGGGAGACUGGGCAAAUUCUACAGCGAGUCUGCGUUUGACCGCGCUGAUCCCGAGCCGUCACGAUUGGAACGCACCGCGGCAUGUCUCCAAGGCACCAAAGCAAACCUGAUCCACAGCCUGAUGUCUCGCGAGUGUCUCGAGGUAAACGAGAUGUGUCUGGUGGAAAGCGACCCCGAGGACAAGGGCAUAGUGUCCUUGCAGGGUCUUUGUUGCAUUGUCCAUAUGGACAAGCUCAAAAAGUUGAUGGGAGGCAGCGGGAGUGUCUACCCCGCACCAGAAUUCAGGUGA
Symbiodinium sp. CCMP2592 is the source of this 1002-nucleotide messenger RNA. The record is from the annotation of a GenBank genome assembly. Lineage: Eukaryota; Dinophyceae; Suessiales; Symbiodiniaceae.